AUGAGGUCGAAAAACGAAAACAAACCAUCUGAUUAUCACGAUGCUGGGAAGUCGAGUCAAGAUGUGGAAGCUAGUUCGAGGCCGACUGAAGAUAUUCCAACUAGUCCAAAGCUGAGUGCAGAUGAGAGGAAAACUGGAAGAGGGCCAAAGAAGUCCAAAGUUAAAUUAGAAUAUACAGAAGAUGGCGAGGAAGUUGUAGAGUUGGAUAGAAACACCAACACCUUCUUCUUCCUUCAUACGACUGACCCUGACCUACUCUCUUCACCACCGAAUUUCGCCGGAAAACUUAAGCUCCACCGCCGCCGUGGUCAUUCGAACUCAUCUCCGCCGCCGCCGUUCUCAAUUGAGGCCUUCACUGGUAAAUCCUAUGCCACCAUGACACAGGUCACAGGAACUGAAAGCCAUGAAUUUGUUAUUUGGGUCCAGUUUUUGUUGUUGAUCUUAUUGUUGUUGCUUGCUUUUGUUGUCGUUGUUGCUGUUUUUGCUCUUGUUGUUCUUGGUGUUUUUGGUUGUAUCAUGACUUUAGCCGGUGAAACAGAAGGUAUGAGUCGAAGUUGGAUGUAUGAGAAGCGAACUUCGUCGGGGUUCUUGAACGGGGUAGAGGAGUUUUGUAGAUGUGCUUUGGAGCAUCAAGAAAAUGUACAAGAUAAUGGGUUUUAUUGUCCAUGUGUCGAUUGCGAAAAUGUGAGUAGGGUUAGUAGUAUCAAAACAUUAAGAGAUCAUGUGAUUCGUCGUGGGUUUAGGCAACAAUACCAUGUGUGGAUAUGGCAUGGUGAGAUCGGAGGAUAUACGGGAAAUUCCAGUGAAAAUCCAAUUAUUGACCAUCAUGUACACACUGAACCUAUUGAUCGGACCGAGGAUAUGUUUUCGGAGGAAGAUGAUGAAGGUGAAGAAGACGUGGAUGAUGAUAUUGAGGAGGAUCAUAUAGAUGAAAUGAUGGAGGCAAUUCAAGAUAAGCCUCAUUUAUUUGAACGUUUGUCAGAAGCUGCUGAGAAACCUUUGUAUCCUGGAUGUGUCAAGUACACUCAGUUGUCGGCUGUGUCAGUGUUGACCAACCUGAAAAUAAAGGGCGGUGUGACUGACGCAAUUUUUUCACAAUUUUUGGAGGCAUUAGAGGACAUGUUUCCCGAAGGGAAUGUGUUGCCUAAGUCAACUUAUUAUGCCAACAAGUUGAUGUGUCCUUUUGGAUUAGCAUAUGAGAAAAUAGAUGCUUGUCCAAAUGAUUGUAUUUUGUAUCGAAAAGAGUUUGCAGAUUUAGAUAAAUGUCCUCGGUGUGGUAAGUCUCGUUACAAGCUCCCAGAUGGAGUUAUGCCCGGGGAAGGCAAGAAAGGUCCCUCUGCUAAACUGCUUUGGUAUCUUCCAAUAAUACCAAGGUUUAGACGAUUGUUUUCAAUAAAGAAGGAGGCAAAGAACUUGAGGUGGCAUGCAGAUAAGAGGAAGAAAGAUGGGUUGCUUAGACAUCCGGCAGAUUCUCCUCAAUGGAAAGAUAUUGAUGAAGAAUUUCCAGAAUUCGGCAAAGAAGAUAGGAAUCUUAGGCUUGCGCUUUCUACUGACGGAAUGAACCCAUUUGGUAGUCUAAGCAGUCAACACAGCACUUGGCCUGUUCUGUUAGUAAUUUAUAAUUUGCCUCCUUGGUUGUGCAUGAAGUCAAAGAAUAUUAUGUUAUCCUUACUUAUACAAGGGCCGAAACAACCAGGAAACGAUAUUGAUGUAUACCUUGCUCCGCUCAUUGAUGAUUUGAAAAAAAUGUGGGAUGAAGGUAUUUCUGUUUUAGAUGCGUAUGGUGAUGAGAUUUUCACGUUGCGUGCAAUGUUAUUUUGUACCAUCAAUGACUACCCGGCUUAUGGUAACUUGUCAGGGUAUAAGGUAAAGGGAAAGAUGCCAUGCCCAGUUUGUGAAGAUGAUAUGGAAUCAACCUGGUUGCCAAAUUCUAGAAAACACGUGUAUCCAGUUCAUAGAAAGUGGCUAAAUAGGUUUCAUCCUUAUCGAAAGAAAAAAUCUAUAUUUGAUGGCAACGUGGAAGAACGUAGAUUUCGUAGACCGUCAUCUGGAAGAGAGGUUUACAACCGUGUUAAAGGCAUAGAGACGGUUUUUGGAAAAUCUGGGAAAAAUAAAAAAGAUGGAAUUUGGAAGAAGGAGUCUGCCUUUUGGAAACUGGAAUAUUGGAAGCAUCUGUCAGUUAGACAUUGUCUCGAUGUAAUGCACAUAGAAAAAAAUGUGUGUGAGGCCAUUUUGGGUACAUUGUUGAACAUGGAUAAGAAAUCGAAGGAUGGCAUUAAGGUGCGGAGAGACAUGCAACACCUGAAGAUUCGACCUCAUUUAUGGCCAAAGCUUAAGGAAAAGGCCAGAAAGGGGAAAGGUAAGUCUUACUAUUUACCCCCUGCUUGCUAUACAUUGUCUAAAGUUGAGAAAAGAAUAUUUCUAGAGUGUCUUUAUGGAAUUAAAGUUCCUAAGGGCUACUCAUCGAAUAUAAGAAAGCUUGUGUGUAUGACUGAAUUGAAAUUACAUGCAAUGAAAUCCCAUGAUUGUCAUGUCAUGAUGCAAGUAUUGUUGCCCAUUGCAAUUCGUGGGAUUUUGCCUAAGCAUGUAAGAGAUGCCAUCACGAGACUUUGUUCGUUUUUCAAUACAAUAUGCAACAAGGUACUUGAUCCGGAGGAAUUAGACAAACUACAAGCUAAUGUAGUUGUAACACUGUGCCAGUUUGAGAUGUAUUUUCCGCCUUCGUUUUUCGACAUAAUGGUUCAUUUAGUUGUCCAUCUUGUUCGAGAAAUCAAGCUUUGUGGUCCAGUGUUCAUGAGAUGGGCUUAUCCUUUUGAAAGGCAUAUGGGGUGCAUGCAGAGAAAGGUGAGGAAUCCCGCACGACCAGAAGCAAGUAUGAUUCAAGGAACUGUGUCGGCGGAGAUUGGUGCGUUUAUUGCUGAAUAUAUGUCCAGAGCUGAACCAAUCGGACUUCCUAAAUCUCGACAUGAGGGGAGACUUGAAGGCAAAGGCACAAUUGGUGCUAAAGAUAUCAGUGCUCCAUUAGAGAAACAGAUGCAAGCCCACUUAUGUGUGCUACAACAACUCACAGAGGUUAGUCCGUACUUAGAAAAGCAUAUGCAGGAGUUAAGAGCUCGAAAUCCGACUAAAACAGAACGUGCCUUGGUGUUGGAACAUAAUCGUACUUUCAGUGAUUGGUUUCAAAAUAAAGUGAUGGCUGAGUUGGAUGUUAAAGGCCAUAAAAUCUCCAAUACGAUAAAAUGGCUAUCAUAUGGUCCACAAGAUACUUUGCACUCAUAUGAAGGGUAUGACAUCAAUGGAUAUACCUUCCAUACGCUACGUCAAGACAAAAAGUCAAGGUCUACGCAAAAUAGUGGUGUUACAAUGGUUGCUUCUUCUAGAGAUUAUGCAAGUGCUAAAGAUAAGAAUCCAGUUGAUGCAACACAUCCAUAUUAUGGGGUCAUUCAGGAAAUAUGGGUGCUUGAUUAUAGUGGAAAAAUAAAGGUACCACUUUUUCAAUGCAAGUGGGCAGAGAAUAGUCGGCGCGGUGUUAAGCUUGUUGACAAUAAUAUGACUAUAAUUAAUAUGACACGGUUGCGCGACACUUCAGAGCCAUUCAUACUCGCAUCCCAAGCAAAGCAAGUUUUCUACAUAAGAGACAAUGUCGAUCAUGAUUGGUCUGUUGUUGUUAAAGGGAAGAGAUAUAUUCUUGGUGUUGGUGAUGUCGAUGAUGAAGAAGAGUACGAUCAGUUUGAUGACUCACCACCGUUCUCAAUUUCAGAGAGCGAUGUGCUUGAUGGAACGGAUAAUGAUACCAAUUAUAUGCGCUUAGAUCAUACAGAAGGCAUAACUGUUGAUGAACCUUGA
Messenger RNA from Spinacia oleracea (spinach), 3846 nucleotides. RefSeq lists its product as uncharacterized. The transcript has 5 exons. NCBI's taxonomy places the organism in Eukaryota, Viridiplantae, Streptophyta, Magnoliopsida, Caryophyllales, Amaranthaceae. The record is from RefSeq and is a predicted model, not a curated record. Bases 1 to 3846 code for a protein of 1281 amino acids.